CCUAGAAGUGAAGCUGCUGAACAAACCUUGAGAAGAAUCAUCUCCUGCUUCAAUCUGCCACUGGAUAGGAACUAAUCAGAGAGCGGGCGGCGGAAGACGGGGCCGGAGGGAGCCGGGCUCUCGCGGCGGCGGAGCUCACCUCCACUCCAACUCCCCAGACUUUCUUGCAGAAAUUAUAGGGGAGAUAAGGAGGCGGCGGGGAUUCGGAGGAGCUGAACCUGCACCCGGGAGGGGCGAAAACCCCCCUUCCCCGCAACUCAGUUCGAAAGUGAAGGUUUCUCAACAGUGAUGUCACAAGACUGACCACGCUGACACAAUAUGGAGUCUGGAGAGCGGCUGCCACCCUCGCCAGCCUCCUCUUCCUCGCCAACGUCCUCGUCUGCUCCGCCUGUGGCUUCAGCAGUUUCCAAAAGCAGCCUUUCCACGGGACCUGCUUCUCUGAGCUCUACAGCCAACCCAUGUGUUCUUGAAGCUGGGAAGUCCAAGAUCAAGGUGUCGCCCGAUUCAGUGUCUGGACAUUUAUUCAGAGCAGCUGGGGAUCAGCCGUUUAACCUGUCCACAGUGUCGAGUGCCUUCCCAAUGGUCAGCCACCCAGUCUUUGGUCUACACUCAGCCAGCUCAGGGCAUUCAGAAUUUGGUGGUUUGGGGACACUUGGUACACCCACAGCCUUAGCCGCACAUCCCCAACUAACGUCUUUUCCAGGUGCAGAAUGGUGGCGAAGUGCAGAUGCUCACACCGGGGCAGGAGCGCCCUUCUUCCCGCCGCUACUGGGCAUUCCACCGCUGUUUGCUCCUGCAGCCCACAACCACGAUUCGUCAUUCCACUCAAGGACCUCUGGGAAGAGAAAUGGUUCUGAAAAAGGUAUAAAUGGGUCAGUUAACGGAAACAGUGCAUCGUCUGUGCUUGGUGUCAAUUCAUCUGUACUAUCCACUCCUGCUUCGAGUUCCAUGGGACAGAGUCAAAGCACAAGCUCAGGUGGAGGAGCCCUAAAAUGUCAUCAGGAACAAAACCAAAGUCAGCCUUUGGAUGCCAGAGCCGACAAAAUCAAAGACAAGAAACCGAGGAAGAAGGCUAUGGAAAGUUCUAGCAACAGUGAUAGUGAUUCAGGCACAUCGUCAGACACCUCAAGUGAAGGCAUUAGCAGUAGUGACUCAGACGAUCUGGAAGAGGAAGAGGAAGAAGAUCAAAGUAUUGAGGAGAGUGAAGAGGAUGACUCUGACUCAGAGACUGAAGCACAACACAAAAGUAGCAACCAGGUGCUAUUACAUGGUAUUUCAGACCCGAAAGCGGACGGACAGAAAGCAACUGAAAAAGCCCAGGAAAAAAGAAUACACCAGCCAUUACCUCUUGUGUCUGAAUCCCAGACCCACUCAUCAUUCCAAUCCCAGCAGAAGCAGCCUCAGGUUUUGUCACAGCAGCUUCCAUUUAUUUUCCAAAGCUCUCAGGCAAAGGAGGGAUCUGUGAACAAACACACCAGUGUGAUACAGUCGACGGGAUUGGUGUCGAAUGUGAAACCUUUGUCCUUGGUAAAUCAAGCCAAAAAGGAAACCUACAGGAAACUCACAGUUCCUUCUCCCGAAGUACUUAAAGCAGGGAAUAAAAAUACCUCCGAAGAAUCUAGUUCUUUGACCAGUGAAUUGCGAUCCAAACGGGAACAAUAUAAGCAGACAUUCCCAUCUCAAGUGAAGAAACAGGAGACAGCCAAGAGCCUGAAGAAGGUUAUUGCAGCUUUGUCCAGUACAAAAGCAACCUCUAGUUCACCAGCACAUCCAAAACAACCAUUAGAAAACAACCACCCUAACCCAUUUUUGACAAAUGCACUUUUAGGUAAUCACCAACCAAAUGGAGUUAUUCAAAGUGUCAUUCAAGAAGCUCCCUUAGCGCUCACUACCAAAACUAAAGUACAGAGUAAGACUAACGAAAGUGUUGCCAGCAGCAGCCCCUUCUCCUCACCUGUCAACCUGAGCACUAGUGGGAGAAGAACUCCUGGCACACAGACUCCGGCGCUGCCCUCCGCCUCUCCCGUGCUGCACAGCCAGGGGAAGGAGAAAGCGGUAAGCAGCAGCCCAGCCCCCUUGAAAGCGCAGCACCUCCCCCACCCUGCCAAGUCCUUGGUGGAGCAGUUCAGAGGAACGGAUUCAGACAUUCCGAGCAGUAAAGACUCGGAGGAUUCAAAUGAGGAUGAAGAGGAAGACGAUGAGGAAGAAGAUGAAGAGGAUGAUGAAGACGACGAGUCUGAUGACAGCCAAUCAGAAUCAGAUACUAAUUCAGAAUCAGAUUCGGAGGCCUCGGAAGACGACGAUGAGAAAGACCAGGAGGAAUCAGAUAGUGACACCGAAGGAGAGAAAGCCGCUGCAAACCUGAAUCAGACAAGCUCAUCGGCCAAAAGCCCCCCUGUCAGCCUCACAGCUCCCUCGACUCCGCACAACCUCCACAUAGCAGUAACCCCCGGCUCGGCCCCCGCCGCCCUGUGUGCUGAGCCCCCGUCUCCUGCUUUUCUCGGCACUUCUUCUUCCACACUCACGGCCAGCCCGCACUCUGGUCCAUCCAAACGGAGAAGAGCGCCAGAUGAACGCGAGCUUCGUCUUCCUGUGGAAUAUGGCUGGCAGAGAGAGACAAGAGUGAGAAACUUUGGUGGGCGCCUUCAGGGAGAAGUGGCGUAUUAUGCUCCGUGUGGAAAGAAGCUGAGGCAGUACCCCGAGGUAAUAAAGGGAAUGCAGUGGUGUCUUUUGAAAGAAGAAGAUGUCAUUCCUCGUAUCAGAGCAGUGGAUGGCCGAAGAGGAAGACCUCCCAAUCCAGAUAGACCGAGAGCAAGAGAGGAAUCCAGGAUGAAACGCCGGAAGGGUCGCCCUCCCAAUGUUGGCAGUGCAGAAUUCCUAGAUAACACAGAUGCAAAAUUACUAAGGAAACUCCAGGCGCAAGAAAUAGCCAGACAAGCAGCACAAAUAAAGCUUUUGAGAAAACUUCAAAAGCAGGAACAGGCUCGGGUUGCCAAAGAAGCUAAAAAACAACAAGCAAUAAUGGCUGCGGAAGAGAAGCGAAAGCAGAAAGAACAGAUGAAGAUUAUGAAGCAGCAGGAAAAAAUUAAGAGAAUACAGCAAAUCAGAAUGGAGAAGGAACUCCGAGCUCAGCAAAUUCUUGAGGCUAAAAAGAAAAAGAAGGAAGAAGCGGCAAAUGCCAAAUUAUUGGAGGCCGAGAAACGAACAAAGGAAAAAGAACUGAGGAGGCAGCAGGCUGUUCUUCUGAAGCACCAGGAGUUGGAGAGGCAUAGACUAGAUAUGGUAUGGGAACGCGAGCGAAGGCGGCAGCACAUGAUGCUUGUGAAGGCGAUGGAAGCGCGUAAGAAAGCCGAGGAAAAAGAACGAUUGAAACAAGAGAAGCGCGAUGAGAAAAGACUGAACAAGGAGCGCAAACUAGAACAGCGGAGAUUGGAGUUAGAAAUGGCGAAGGAGCUCAAGAAGCCUAAGGAGGACAUGUGCUUAGCAGACCAAAAGCCCUUGCCAGAGUGGCCUCGCAUCCCGGGACUUGUGCUCUCUGGAACCACGUUUUCAGACUGUCUCAUGGUGGUGCAGUUUUUACGCAACUUUGGAAAAGUUUUGGGUUUUGAUGUGAAUCUUGAUGUCCCGACCCUCAGUGUGCUCCAGGAGGGAUUGCUAAAUAUAGGGGACAGCAUGGGUGAAGUGCAGGACCUGCUGGUGAGGCUGCUGUCAGCUGCUGUGUGCGAUCCAGGUCUCCUAACAGGAUACAAGGCCAAAACAGCUCUUGGAGAACAUUUGCUGAAUGUUGGUGUGAAUCGAGACAAUGUGUCCGAGGUUUUGCAGAUUUUCAUGGAAGCCCACGGUGGACAGACUGAGCUGACCGAGAGCCUGAAGACGAAGGCUUUUCAGGCUCACACUCCAGCGCAGAAAGCCUCAGUCCUGGCCUUCCUCAUUAAUGAGCUGGCGUGCAGCAAGAGUGUGGUGAGUGAGAUUGACAAGAACAUUGAGUACAUGUCAAACUUGAGGAGAGAUAAAUGGAUGGUGGAAGGUAAACUCCGCAAACUUAGGAUAAUUCAUGCUAAGAAAACAGGCAAGAGAGACGCUUCGGGGGGCAUUGAUCUCGGGGAAGAGCAGCAUCCCUUGGGGACACCCACUCCUGGACGCAAGCGGAGGAGGAAGGGAGGUGACAGUGACUAUGAUGAUGAUGAUGAUGAUGACAGUGAUGACCAAGCUGAUGAGGAUGAUGAAGACGAAGAAGAUAAAGAUGACAAAAAAGGAAAGAAGGCUGAUCUCUGUGAGGAUGAGGAUGAAGGUGACCAAACAGCAAGUGUUGAGGAGCUAGAAAAACAGAUAGAAAAACUGAGCAAACAACAGAGCCAGUACAGGCGGAAGCUCUUCGACGCUUCUCACUCGUUACGCUCCAUGAUGUUCGGUCAGGACCGGUACCGACGCAGAUACUGGAUCCUUCCUCAGUGCGGAGGGAUUUUCGUAGAAGGCAUGGAGAGUGGUGAAGGCCUAGAAGAAAUUGCAAAAGAAAAAGAAAAGCUUAAAAAGGCAGAAAGUCUCCAGAUCAAAGAAGAAGUCCUGGAGACUCCCCUGGACGCUCUAAACUGUUCCACCACAGAUCACUGUGAGCAGAAGGACGACCUUAAAGAGAAAGAUAGCACGAAUCUGUUUCUUCAGAAGCCUGGCUCCUUCUCCAAGUUAAGCAAACUUUUGGAAGUCGCUAAAAUGCCUCCCGAGUUAGACGUCAUAACCCCCCCAAAAGCGAGUGUUAGCACUAACGGGUGCGCGCUGCCGCCUCCGAGCAGCGGGAAGCACGCGCUGGGGGCCCUGGGGAGCCUCCCCGCCGCGGCCCCGGGCGCGGGGAAGGCGGACGCGGCCCUGUUCAGCCCCGGCUCCGGGUGCGCCAAGUUCUACAGCCCCCUCCCCAACGACCAGCUGUUGAAGACGCUGACCGAGAAGAACAGGCAGUGGUUUAGCCUCCUGCCCAAAACGCCUUGUGAUGAUACUUCCCUGACCCAGGCCGACGCGUCCGCGGCUCCUCAGGCCCAGCCACCCUCCAAGUCGCCUUCGCCUGCGCCAGCUCCCCUCCUCGGGCCGCCUUCUGUCCCGAGCCCCGCGGGGCUGAAUCCGUUUGCUCUGUCCCCGUCGCCUCUACAGGUGAAAAGCAGUGUGUCUAUGAUGGGCCUUCAGUUCUGCGGGUGGCCGGCCGGAGUGCUCACUUCCAGUGUCCCCUUUCCGUCCCCUUUGCCUGGGCUGGGCUCGGGGUUGGGACUGUCAGAAGGAAACGGCAGUUCAUUCUUGGCUUCCAGUGUUGCUUCAAGUAAAAGUGACUCCCCAGUCCCUCCACCCGAGAAGGCGUGCGCAGCUCAGCCAGCAGCUGUUGAAGCAGCAAAGCCAGUGGAUUUUCCCAGCCCAAAGCCGAUCCCAGAAGAAAUGCAGUUUGGUUGGUGGAGAAUCAUUGACCCAGAGGACCUGAAGACCUUGCUGAAAGUGCUGCAUCUCCGAGGGAUAAGGGAAAAGGCGCUACAGAAGCAGAUACAGAAGCACCUGGAUUACAUCACCCAGGCCUGCACCAAGAACAAGGACGUUGCUAUUAUUGAAUUAAACGAGAAUGAGGAAAAUCAGGUAACUCGAGAUAUCGUGGAAAACUGGUCAGUAGAAGAGCAAGCAAUGGAACCGGAUCUGAACAUCCUCCAGCAAGUGGAAGACCUGGAACGGAGGGUGGCGUCAGCAAGUUUGCAAGUGAAGGGUUGGAUGUGUCCAGAGCCUGCGUCAGAAAGGGAGGACUUGGUAUAUUUUGAACAUAAGUCAUUUCCUAAGUUGUACAAGGAGCAUGAUGGAGAACACACUGGUGAAGAAGCCGCCAGUGCGCAUGCCCUGGCACGGAAGAGCGACAACCCCCUAGAUAUAGCUGUAACCAGGCUGGCUGAUUUGGAGCGGAACAUUGAGAGAAGGUAUCUGAAGAGCCCCUUAAGUACCACCAUUCAGAUCAAACUGGAUAAUGUGGGCACAGUUACUGUCCCUGCUCCUGCACCAUCCAUUAGUGGUGAUGGUGACGGAGUUGAAGAGGAUAUUGCUGCAGGGCUCAGGGUCUGGAGAAGGGCGUUAGCAGAAGCUCGCAGUGCCGCACAGGUAGCCCUGUGCGUCCAGCAGUUACAGAGGUCAAUAGCAUGGGAAAAAUCAAUUAUGAAAGUUUACUGCCAGAUCUGUCGGAAGGGGGACAAUGAGGAGCUGCUUCUCCUCUGUGAUGGCUGUGACAAAGGCUGCCACACCUACUGCCACAGGCCCAAGAUCACAACGAUUCCCGAGGGGGACUGGUUUUGUCCAGCUUGCAUUGCUAAGGCAAGUGGUCAGACUAUAAAAAUUAAAAAAAUUCACGUCAAAGGAAAAAAGACAAAUGAAUCCAAGAAAAGCAAAAAAGGAAAUGUCGCCGGGGACACUGAAGAUGAAGACUCCGCUUCGACGAGCAGCUCACUGAAGAGAGGAAGCAAAGAUCUCAAGAAAAGGAAAAUGGAGGAAAACACUUCUAUCAGCUUGUCCAAAGUAGAAAGUGUUUCUUCUGUUAAGAAACCCAAAAGAGAUGACUCCAAGGACCUGACUCUCUGCAGUAUGAUCCUGACUGAAAUGGAAACACACGAGGAUGCCUGGCCUUUUCUACUUCCUGUAAACUUGAAACUUGUACCUGGCUAUAAGAAAGUUAUUAAGAAGCCUAUGGAUUUUUCUACAAUUAGAGAAAAACUAAAUAAUGGACAGUAUCCCACCUUUGAGACCUUUGCUCUAGACGUCAGGCUUGUUUUUGACAACUGUGAAACAUUUAAUGAAGAUGACUCCGACAUAGGCAGAGCUGGCCACAGUAUGCGAAAAUACUUUGAAAAAAAGUGGACAGAUACCUUCAAAGUGAGCUGAAGUUGUAAUCUCCUUUUUCUCUUUUUCCUUUUAAACAAGGACAAACAUGACCAGCAAUGUGAACUGCAUUUACACGGAUGUGCAAGGCACAUACAUAACUAACUUUUUCCCUUAAAGUAAGUGUGUGUGUAUAUAUAUACAUAUAUGUGUGUAUAUAUGUAUGUGUACAUAUAUAUGUGCAUAUAUACACACACAUUCGUAUAUAUAUAUAUAUAUAUAUAUUUAAAAAAGGAUGGGAAAAAUGAUACCAUUUUUAGAGGCUUCACUCCUACAGCCAAGCCCGUUGGUCACGGGUUUGUGUGAUUUAUCAGCUAAUUUAGGUAGAACAGGGAAGCACACCCAAAGAAUUUUUAAAGGAAAGGGUGUCAUAGUGCAAUAGCAAUUAAACUCUAUUACACCGCACUGAAUCGCCAACACCAGAGCUCUAACGUGGGGAAUGGUUCUCCUUUCCCUCUCAAUAAAUAUCUAUUUUUCAUUUUUUUACUUUGUAGUUUAUUUUUUAGUGAAUGUAUUUAAUUUUAUGAAUUAUUUAUGAUUAAACCACAUCCAGAAUCUUCGUUUUCUGUGAAAAGGAAGAAUAGAAAAUUGCUUUAAAUCUUGAAAAUACAACAAGGAAUGUUUUAAAAGAUAAAACAAAGCCAAGUUAAACUGUUUACACUGGUGUGCUCUGACAGCACCAAAAAUAACCCUUACUGUAGAGUCACAGUACAUUUAUAUAAGUGUAUAUAUAUGUUGUGCACCGCUUGUGUAGUUAAAGUGUACUGAAGCCAGUGGGGAUUGACGUGUAUAUACUGUUCAUUAUUGUUUAUAUUGAGUCCUGUUUUCAUAUGUAUUAUGUGUAUAUAUUGUUUGAGGACAUUAUUGUUUCUGCCUUAGAAGGACUGUAGCGUUCUCUCUGGAUCUGAAGGUGAUUGCAGCUUACAGCUUGUACAGCGGUCCUCUACCAACACUGUGGCGUCUCCCUAAGCUUGGUAGUGCCUGCCUUUGAAACAGGGUGUAGGGGAUAGUAGUUUUCCAUUUUUCUAUUUUGUUAUAUAAUUUUAAGCCACCAGGGCCUAAAUUAAAGUAUAAUCAUUUGUAUCCAUGUGGAAUAAAAUCGUGACGAUUUCCUACACACACAGUAUUUUUUCAUAGAGACACUUCCCUCCCAUCUGCCUUGCCUCAGAAAUAAAUUUAAAAGACAUUUGUAACCACUGUGUUUUAUCUACUGUGUGUUGUGGCCUGUUGGAGGCAAAUAGAUCAGAGUUUUUUUGUACCUAUGUAAAAGUACUUGAAGUUUUAUUUAAAAUAAAAUGAUGUGGAAAAGGUA
Molecule: messenger RNA, 8200 nt
Organism: Psammomys obesus (fat sand rat)
Lineage: Eukaryota; Metazoa; Chordata; Mammalia; Rodentia; Muridae
Gene: Baz2b
Product: bromodomain adjacent to zinc finger domain 2B
Exons: 38
Coding region: 319-6891 (2190 amino acids)
Molecular function (GO): DNA binding; protein binding
Source: RefSeq, a predicted model, not a curated record